Molecule: messenger RNA, 2704 nt
Organism: Anguilla anguilla (European eel)
Lineage: Eukaryota; Metazoa; Chordata; Actinopteri; Anguilliformes; Anguillidae
Gene: ky
Product: kyphoscoliosis peptidase
Exons: 16
Coding region: 94-2145 (683 amino acids)
Source: RefSeq, a predicted model, not a curated record
AAAUCAUCUUUCAUUGAGAUCUCCAGCAGCUGCAAAUGUCAGUGGUCAUUGGGCAUUUCUUUCCUCAUUCCUAUCAGGGUUCCUAGGGGGAAAAUGGCUUUUCACAACCGGCUGACUCUUGGACAAAAAAUAUUACUGGUUAUUUUUUGUUUUCCGCUACUUCCUUUCUACCUGUGCUAUGCAUGUUGCUGUGCUACUGGCGAUGAAGAUGAAAAAGAUAAUGAAAAAAAUGAGGAAGACAAACUAGGAAAAGAAGUCAGAAGAAAUGACACUGUUUUUGAGAAUGAGGCUGCAGUUGAUAUUCAACCAGAACCAAGAAGCUCAAGUUUGCCAAAGACGGUUACUUUUCAUAGAGAGCAUCAGGAGGAGGAUGUGGAAAACAAAGGCAGUAGAAACCAUAACGAAGUAACGGUGGAGAUUCACCCACAGAAAAAUACACAGAGGUUGCCUGCAAGACUUUCCUUUGGUAAAGGAAAAGAAGUCAGAAAGAAUGACAUUGUGUAUGAGAACAAGGGGUUUGUUGAUGCUGACAAUAAAACUAGUCAGAAAACUGAAUUUGCUUACCCGUGGGACAAGUCCAGCCUCAAGUCAAUGCACAUAGAUUUGGGUAAACUGAAAAGCCUUGACACAUAUUCAAGUAAGGUGAGACACCGGGACACUGUGGAGGCCCUGGUGCAGGAGCUGAUGAAAGGAAUUAGUGGUGACCUAGAGAAACUGAGAGCUAUCUGGAUGUGGGUCACGCACCACAUCGAGUACGAUGUGGAAGGACUGCGUGUUCCCAGCCUCAGAACGAGCUGCGCUGCUGAUGUAUUAAGGUCAGGGAAGGCGGUGUGUGCAGGCUAUGCUGGCCUGUUUCAGGAAAUGUGCAGAGUUGCAGGCAUUGAGUGUGAGACGGUGUCUGGGUACUCCAAGGGUGCGGGGUACAAGCUGGGUGACCGCUUCAACGGAGACACGGACCACGCAUGGAACGCCGUCCGCCUGGGAGGGAGGUGGCACCUGCUGGACAGCACCUGGGGAGCUGGGAAAGUUGGUGAAAAAUUCAGAUUUGAUUACAAUGAGUUCUACUUCUUGACUCAUCCUGCGCUCUUUGUGGGAGAUCACUUCCCAGAAGAUGCCAAAUGGCAGCUGCUGACACCUCGGGUUUCCCUGAAGCAGUACGAGAACAUGGACCAUAAGAAGAGCUCAUUUUAUAAUUUAGGCCUCCUUUCUUCACACCCAGAACAAUGUCUUAUACAAUCAGAUGGAAAGACAACAAUCACAGUUCAGAGUUCAUCACCUAUGCUCUUUCUACACAAAUUGAAUGGGAAAAGUAACUGCGGGAUAAUGACACUCAGGCCAUAUGGAAUGAAUCUGGAUGUCUACCCCGAAAGCACUGGACUGCACACCUUAGAAAUCUUUGCGAAGGCAGGCGACUCUGGAGAAAAGGAGUUGUACACCCCGGUGUGUAGCUACCAGCUGCGGUGCCGGGCCGUCUCCAGGGAGAUGAGGCCCCCGGCGGAUCUGGUUAACCCCGUGGGACCCAGCUGGCUGUCGGAGAGGAAGGGGCUCCGCGAGGCCUCGCAGCCGGAUCCCGUGGUCCACUCCGCGGACGGCCGCUGCUCGUUCAGCUUCCGCACGGCGGCACGCCUCGACCUCAUGGGCAUGCUGUCCGCCGCCGCCUUCUCCAUGACGGACGACCAGCAGAGGAGGCACGUCUUCCCGUCCAAGCGAGGCGAUUGGACGGACUUCAAAGUGCAGGUCCCGAGGGCGGGGCUGUACGUGUUCACCGUGUACGCCAAGGACAAGGCGGAGACGGGGGAUUACGGCCACGCCUGCAAUUACAUCAUUUCCUGCACCGACCCUCGAGCGCGGUGGCCUCCGUACCCUCUGAGGUACGGCAAAUGGAAAGACGAGUACGAGCUGGUGGAGCCUCUCGCCGGCGUGCUCCCGGCCAAUCGUGCGGUCCGGUUUAAGAUGAGGGUCCCCCACGUAUCGCAGGUGAAGGUGGGAGGCCAGGACUCGCAUGCCCUGAGCCAGGAUGCGGACGGGUACUGGACUGGCAGCUUCAGCACGGCAGGAUGCAAGGACGUUAAUGUUAAGAUAAAAGUCAACCCUAGCGACAGGUCAUUAUCCUUUAUUCUGAAUUACCAAGUGGAGGUCCAGUAGCAACUUCACUGUCUGCCUUUAUUUUUGCACUUACGUUUGUAAUUCAUUUUAAAUGAUUGAAAUAUGUUUACACAUUGCACUGAAAUGCUAAGGGUAGUGCAAUAAUGAUGGAAAAAGGGGAAUAUUGGAUACCCUAAUAUACCCCAGAGGCUGUAACAUGGAUUCAGAUUGAUUCCUUUUUUUAGCAUUAUAAUGUUUCACCUUUAUUUGCAUAAUCUAAAUAUUUUAGAUUAGUAGAAUUUUUCCUCUUUCAAAUGACAACAGACUGAUGUUAUACACACAUUCAACCCAACCAAACAGAAAAUUGUACUGAUGUUAUAAUUCGUAAUUUCGGGGAAGAAUGGUCUGUCCAAUUAAACUAGAUCGGAUGAGGGUUGAGGUCAUUUAAAUGAACUGAGAAAAAAGACAUUGUUUUGUGUUUAAAUCAUCAACACUGACUGAAGUUUAUUCUUUGAAAUAUAACCCUACUCUGGGUAUGAUCAUUAUUUGUGGAAUGUUUACAUGAGAGAAUUUAUCAAGGUAUAAAUCCUGAAAUCUAAAAACAAAAACAGUAAAAGUC